Messenger RNA from Linum tenue, 1672 nucleotides. Lineage: Eukaryota; Viridiplantae; Streptophyta; Magnoliopsida; Malpighiales; Linaceae. The record is from the annotation of a GenBank genome assembly.
AUCAACGAUCAAUGAUUUGUCCAAAACCCCUCUUUCUCAUCUCUCUCUGACUCUCGCCAGUCAGAAGAGAAGAGCAAUGUGGCGCUCCAUUGAUCUUCACCUCAGAACCGUCCGCUUGCCCCUCCGUACUUACCUCCACGCUCAGCCCAACCCUAAUUCCCUGCUCCACCUUCCUUCUCCGAUCAGGCCUCGCUCCGAUACCCGGUCCUACAGCUCCCUGACCACCUCCGUCGUCUGCUCCGCUCCAUUUCCCGUCCUCGGCUUCUAUAAUGGCGGCCGUCAGGUAGCUAUUACUGGCAUUGGGAUGUGUCGCGGAGGCGGAGCUUUGGUGAUUGCGAGGUGCUUGUCCUCGCUGUCUUCUUCGCUGCCGCAGCAGCGGCAGCAGCCAAGUGGCGGUAUGAACUGGAGCGAGCCGGUGUUGUGCUCUGAGGUUGGAGAUGGUACCGUGGAAGCUGGUGAGGGAAAUGGUUCCGUGGAGGAGGAUGCCAGGCCGGCGAUUCCCGUUCGUGCUUUUUUCUUCUCUACUAGCUUCCUGCAAGUCUUUGCUGUUGCUGUAUGCAGUGUGGAUUUGAAGAGCUUAGUGGAACAAAACAAGCCGAACUUCAUCCCGCCUACAUCGCGUAUGACUAAUUAUGUUCUUCUCAAGUUUGGGGAUCUUUGCCCGACAAGUGGUUUGGGCACUUGCAUAGGAGGGAGUGAUUGCUGUUACAUGGUGGUCUUUCAAUAUGGAUCUAUCGUCUUGUUUAAUGCCCGUGAACAUGAAGUCGAUGCUUACUUGAAAAUUGUCAGAAAUCAUGCAUCGGGAGUGCUCCAUGAGAUGAGAAAGGAUGAGUAUGAGGUGAGAGAGAAGCCGAAUCUUGACACUUGGAUGCAAGCUGGACUUGAUCAUAUAAUGUUGCAGUUUCUGAACAUUGAUGGGAUUCGUACAAUUGGUAGUGUUCUUGGUCAAAGUAUUGCUCUUGACUACUAUGGACGCCAGGUCGAUGGAAUGGUUGCUGAAUUCACUGACAUCAAUCGUGGGAUGGAGAAAACCGGAACAUUUUCCAUGGAUAGCAAAAAGCUUUUCCAAUUAGUUGGCAAAGCAAAUUCUAAUCUUGCUGACAUUAUUCUGAAGCUGGGGCUUUUUGAGAGAUCCGACAUAGCAUGGAAAGAUGCAAAAUUCGGUCAGAUAUGGGAAUACCUCAGAGAUGAAUUUGAAUUAACUCAGAGGUUUGCAAGUCUUGAUUUCAAGUUGAAGUUUGUGGAGGUAACCCUCUGAGUCUCAUCAUUGAUUGCCAUUCAAUUAACCAAAUCAAAGUAGGCUCAUUAUAUUUCAUCUCUGAGGUACUCUCUUUCUUCUGUCUACUGCACAGCAUAAUAUCCGUUUCCUUCAGGAGAUUCUGCAGAACAGGAAAUCAGACUUCCUCGAAUGGCUCAUCAUUGUAUUAAUCAGUGUUGAAAUCAUUAUAUCUGUUUUCGACAUUUCGCACAGGUCAGGAUUCAAGUUGCUCUAGUCUAGAUAUUAUAAGUUUUAGCUCUAAGCUUCUUUGCCUAGAAGGUGAAGAAAGUAAACCCCUAGCUGAUUGAAAUAGGUGCCUCACUCGUUGUAUAUCUAUCUUGUACUUGUUGUAAAUAAUUGACAAUUUCGAGUCACUCUGGCAUAUGCUUCAGGCUGUUCUUGUGAUCUGCCGCU